This is a messenger RNA of Solanum tuberosum (potato), 744 nucleotides long. Its product is annotated as beta-amyrin synthase-like. Gene Ontology annotation, molecular function: beta-amyrin synthase activity. Gene Ontology annotation, biological process: triterpenoid biosynthetic process. Gene Ontology annotation, cellular component: lipid droplet. The record is from RefSeq and is a predicted model, not a curated record. Bases 49 to 744 code for a protein of 231 amino acids. The transcript is spliced from 6 exons. NCBI's taxonomy places the organism in Eukaryota, Viridiplantae, Streptophyta, Magnoliopsida, Solanales, Solanaceae.
CUUGUCAUUCAGAUUCUUGGAGCUUUUGAGUGGUUAGGAACCAAUCCAAUGCCCCCUGAGUUUUGGAUUCUUCCAUCUUUUCUUCCUAUGAAUCCAGCAAAAAUGUGGUGUUACUGUCGAAUGGUUUACAUGCCAAUGUCUUAUCUCUAUGGGAAGAGAUUUGUUGGUCCAAUCACACCUCUCAUUUUGCAAUUGAGGGUUGAGUUAUAUAGUCAACCAUACGAUGAAAUUAACUGGAAAAGAGUACGCCAUUUAUGUGCAAAGGAGGAUCUCUAUUACCCUCAUCCAUGGGUUCAAGAUUUGAUGUGGGAUAGUCUCAACAUAUGUACCGAGCCUCUAUUGACUCGUUGGCCUUUCAACAAGCUGAGAAAUAAAGCUCUUGAAGUUACCAUGAAACAUAUACAUUAUGAAGACGAGAAUAGCCGAUACAUCACCAUUGGAUGUGUUAAUAAAGUAUUGUGUAUGCUUGCUUGUUGGGUUGAGGAUCCAAAUGGCAGUUAUUUCAAAAAACAUCUUGCUCGGAUUCCAGAUUAUUUAUGGGUAGCUGAAGAUGGAAUGAAAAUGCAGGUGAAGGACAAUCCUUCUGGUGAUUUUAAAGGGAUGUAUCGGCAUAUCUCAAAAGGAUCGUGGACUUUUUCAGAUCAAGAUCAUGGAUGGCAAGUAUCUGAUUCCACUGCCGAUGCAUUAAAGCAAGAUGAUAAUGCUUGUAGAUUGCCUGAUAUCUUCUUAAUUUUGUUUCUCUAG